UUCAGAAAUGUUUUUAUUUGAUUUCUUAAGCUGUUCAUUCAGACGACACGUAGAUGUGGUCUGGAAUCAGCGUAGCGUAUCCACAUACCACGUUCCUUGUAUAACGCGAACGUUUAACAUAUUCAGAACACGUGUUACAAUCACAUGGUACAUGUCAGCACCGCCCUGGUGUGUAAAUACUAACGUUUACGGGAAGUUAUUGCAGCUUUGAAUACAUCAACAUGAACCUGACAAUCGAACCUCCCGUUGACCUGUUUAAUACCACGACAGUACCUAAAUUUCCAUCACUGGUACUAAUCAACAGCAUCAUCGCUAGAAAAUUUCUGCCACUAACGGUAGUGUUAUGGAUUUACCUCGUGAUUGGAGUACUGGGAAACAGUUUAGUGAUGUUUGUGUACUGGGCACGUAAGAAACCUGUAAGAGAGGACAGAUACUUCAUCCCAAUUCUAGCGUUGGCAGACUUGGCGUCGUGUGUUGUGUCGUCAUCGACCGGAAUAUACGCUCAGACCUAUCCAUUAAUGUUCGAUGAUGACGUUGGGUGUAAGAUGGCGGCAUUUUUGGGUAUUCUGCUUGCUGGAGUGUCGGCCAAUUUUCUCGUCGCAAUUGCUGCGGAACGCUACCUCAAGCUUUGUCGACCAUUUGGUCGUCAAAUGACUGUUUACGUGAAGAAGGUCAUCAUCGCCAUUAUGGUUAUAAUUAGUUUGGUGUUUGCAGCACCUGCGCUGUAUAUAUACAGAGCUGAGGAGGUACCUCUGAGAAUGAAAAGAGGAUUCGAAAUUCAGACAUGGAAAUGUAUUGAUAUGAAGGACAAACAACACGAAGCAGGACACGUUGUCUACAAAGUACUAUUGUUUGUUAUAACAAUGGUUCGGUUCGCAGUUUUGUUGUUUUGUUAUGGUAACAUUAUUUGGGUGAUAUUCCGACAGAAAAGGUUCAGACUAAGAUUGGGAUCGAUGAGUUCAAGCGCAAGCACGUCUGUGUCCUGCAGUCACGAUGUUGAGGAAGCCAUGGAAAUGAAGGACCCUAACGUUAAAGGUAAAACGUCUGAGCAUGUCAAAGAAAGCGGAUCACAACACGGAUUCCAAACGCCUUUCAUAGGGAAUAAACCCCGCAAACAAAGCUUUUCUGAUCGGGAGGGAUCGAAACGGAAGCAAAGCCUGGUUUCCACGACGGGAUCUCAAGGAAGAAGAGGGAGUCAUGCCGACCGACAAGGAGUACGUCUCUCUGUCAUCUUCAUCCUCAUCACCAUCAUCUACAUAAUCAGCUUCGGUCCGAAAGUCUGGCUGAUGAUAGAACAGACCCUAAACCGAAAUUUCUGGUCCUCUGUGCCACCAAGUCUGCUUCUUCUUUACCGGUUUCUACAUACAUUCUACAUUGUCAACAACAUUGUAAACCCCAUUGUGUAUGGAAUAAUGGACAAACGCUUCAGGAUUGAUUGUAAGAAACGUUUUACAAAAUGUAAAUAGUGUGUUCAAUGAAUCUAACUUCCUCCUUAGUGUUUCUAGAAGCUUGACUACAAAAAACAAGUAAUCUGGUCGGCAAUGUGUAAGUAAAAACUCAUUAAAUAUGUGACGUAAUACAUGUAGGCGUAUAUACCCCCAACCCCCUUCUCCACCCCCAUCCCCACCCCAUUUUUCCACCUCUCCCUCCAACCCCUCUUUUAAAGGAUGCAGUUUAUUUGGGGUUUUUUUUAUAAACAUAGUGUUUUUUCGCUUUUUUGAGGAAGCAGUUAUUCCUUUUUGACAAGAAUGGAUUUUUUAAUGAAAAAACUUCCUCCUUAAUAAGGAUAUCAUCUAUAUUAUCGUGCCUUUUUUACUGGUUAAUAAACCGGUUGACAUUGAUUUAUUCAUCGGAAGUACCUUAGGUUGCCGUGGUUUCCUGAAGUUUGGUGUACAAUAUAAGUAUAUUCUAACCUCAUUUACAAACGCGUGUGUAUACGUGGACACGCGCUCGCCAUCUGUUAAAUUACAGCUAAUUUGAGGAAGUAGAACAAUGACUCUUAUCAUGCUAUCAUUAUAGUCGGGCUUUCAUUGUAGAUUGUAGAUUAAGUUAAUUUUGUCUACUUCCAUUAAGUAAUGGAUGUUAUUAGUAUAUGUUGUAAAGCAAGCAAAAUUAUCAUUUAUUAUCUAGAACAGAAUUACAAAUAUACAUGAGAUACAUUUCAGUGAUACAUCAUAACAAUAAUAAACCUUCAAGUUCAUUUAAAAAAAACAUAAUUACAUGAAUGCUAGUUUUAACGAGUUCUAUAUAAUUUGGCAAUAAAUAAUGUAUUAUAAAAAAAUGUAUAUCUAUAUAUGUAUGAUAAAAACAUGUAUAUCUAAAAUCAAACAAAUACAUAUAUGAACAAAAAUAAUGAAUAUUUUGAACUAAUAAUUCACGAUGAAAACACAUGUAACAGAAAUAAAAUGCAUUUGAAUGUACUAGAUAUAUCUCUUACAAUAUAUUAGAUAUCGUCCUCGUGUGUAACAUCUUCUUAAAUAUAAUAGAGACAUCUAUAUUGUUUAUAAGAAUAUAUUGAAACAAUAGAGAUAACAAUGUUAGAUAUAUCUAAUUUUACAAAUAUUUGCACAAUACAGAUUUAUCAGUUACUUAAUGAUACACUUUUAUUAAUUCAUUAAGGUCACCUUAUAAAAGGACGAAACAAUGCGAUAAAAACAUAAGAGAAAAAUACUCUGCACUCAGCACAUUUAAAAUUAUGAUAUUAAUAUAACGGACUAUCAAAAGAUAUUGUAAUUUAAUGUAUACAUUAUUCAUUUAACAAAUUCUUAUUUAAAGGGUUUAUUCCCUUUUGUGUAGAUGUGUGAGUGUGUGUGUUUUUUUUGUUGUUUUUUUUUUUUUGUUAUUUUUUUGUACAAAUUUUGAAUAAACUUAAUAUAGAAUGGCCUUUUUUCAUCGUUUGUAAGUUCAAUUUACGUUUGAUUAAUGAUUGACCAAUAGCAAAUUGAAUAUAAAAAAUACUUUAACAGUUUAGGCUAUCCAGGCACAACACUGAGAGGCUCGUAACAUAAACUAUUUUUGUGUACAUACUUUUCGCUAGUUGUAGAACGUAAAUCCACUCUAUCUGAUAGGCAUGAAUGCAUGGUAGCUAUAACAUAGUUUUUUUAAACAAACAUUAUAAAUCUUCGCCUGUAUUGCAUUGACUUAUUAUGUAAAUAUUACUGAUGAAGCAAUGAAAUAAAUAGAUGCAACAGAA
Pecten maximus is the source of this 3193-nucleotide messenger RNA. RefSeq names its product cholecystokinin receptor-like. Gene Ontology annotation, molecular function: G protein-coupled peptide receptor activity. The record is from RefSeq and is a predicted model, not a curated record. The coding region runs from base 222 to 1466 and encodes 414 amino acids. The transcript has a single exon. Gene Ontology annotation, cellular component: membrane. NCBI's taxonomy places the organism in Eukaryota, Metazoa, Mollusca, Bivalvia, Pectinida, Pectinidae. Gene Ontology annotation, biological process: neuropeptide signaling pathway.